Molecule: messenger RNA, 412 nt
Organism: Pipistrellus kuhlii (Kuhl's pipistrelle)
Lineage: Eukaryota; Metazoa; Chordata; Mammalia; Chiroptera; Vespertilionidae
Product: small nuclear ribonucleoprotein G
Exons: 1
Coding region: 54-284 (76 amino acids)
Biological process (GO): spliceosomal snRNP assembly; mRNA splicing, via spliceosome
Cellular component (GO): spliceosomal tri-snRNP complex; SMN-Sm protein complex; U1 snRNP
Molecular function (GO): RNA binding
Source: RefSeq, a predicted model, not a curated record
AGAGAGAGGCCGCGAAUUCCGUUUGAAAGUGUCUGUGAGCUCGCUUGGACACCAUGAGCAAAGCUCACCCUCCCGAGUUAAAAAAAUUUAUGGACAAGAAGUUAUCAUUGAAAUUAAAUGGUGGCAGACAUGUCCAAGGAAUAUUACGGGGAUUUGAUCCCUUUAUGAAUCUUGUGAUAGAUGAAUGUGUGGAGAUGGCAACAGGUGGGCAACAGAACAAUAUCGGAAUGGUGGUAAUCCGAGGAAAUAGUAUCAUCAUGUUAGAAGCCUUGGAACGAGUAUGAAGAAUGGCUGUAGUUACCAGAGAAAUCAAUUGUUUCCACAUAUCCCCUCUCCACAGCACCCGUUUUCCUACAAUAUAGAGUCCUGUCCAUUUUCACAUUGAACUUUUGUUAAAUAAACUUUUGUAUUG